AUAAAGUUGAAACUCCUCACACUGCUCUCAGACCUGUUUGUGGCGAUAGCAGCUUCGUCCGUAGUUUUUUUCCUAUCUAUAGAGGACUAAGAUAUUUAAAAUGGCUCAAGUAGAUUUGGUUAACCGAGAUCCCAAUAAUCUCAACGGACACGUGAAGGCUGAGUUUGAAGAUGUUCUUGGUGAGCCCGAAGGAGCCCGUUCCAUGGAUUGUGUUUGGAAGCUCUCUUUCAGAUGUUUCAACCUCUGGAGAGACUGCUGCUACAAGCUGGCCACCCUCUUAUGUGGAAUAUGUAUUGCCAUGGCCUGGGGAUGCCAGUUCGCCGGUAUAGCCUUCAACCAUGUCUGGUGCAUCACACCAAGCUUAGCGAAAUGUCAAAUCGACUGUAUUGUAUAUAGAAAAUGCUACAACAUGUGCAUCGACUGCUGUAUGGGUCCAGUUUGCGAGGCCUGUGGGUUGCUUUUGAGCAGAAUUAAGAUUACAAAGGCCUAACUACUAGUAAACAAACCACGGUAAUCGUCAUGUAAACACACAAUCUGAAACAAAAUAACAAUAUCACUGACAGCGUACGUGUAGUGUUAUGACUUCCUUUAAGGAACGAGCACUAUCAUACUUUAUACAGUUAGUCUUCACUACAGUUUGUCUUAAAAAUCAUCUGCUACAUAUCUAAUCUGCUUUAUAUAUAAAGGAAAUCAAUAUAUAGUUGACACUUUUCUGGUCAAAACAGGAACUCUAUUUUGCACGAGAGUGCUGAAUUACCUUUUAUCAUUGAGCCUGAAUAAAAUGAGAAACUUG
Mercenaria mercenaria is the source of this 793-nucleotide messenger RNA. RefSeq names its product caveolin-3-like. NCBI's taxonomy places the organism in Eukaryota, Metazoa, Mollusca, Bivalvia, Venerida, Veneridae. Gene Ontology annotation, cellular component: caveola. Gene Ontology annotation, biological process: caveola assembly. The coding region runs from base 101 to 490 and encodes 129 amino acids. The record is from RefSeq and is a predicted model, not a curated record. Gene Ontology annotation, molecular function: molecular adaptor activity. The transcript is spliced from 2 exons.